UCUGAGGAAGCUGACCAGGCUGCACUCCUCAUCUCCAGCCUCUCCUGUGCUUUUCUGUUUUUUCUUGUCAGCUGUCUCCUCUUCCGAUCCCUAAAUCAUCUGUACGAAACAGGACAAAGAAGAGGAAGACCCGUUUGUUUCACCGCUUCUCUCACCUAAACACUCAUGGUUUCCAUUGCUGCUUGGGCCUGCGAGAUUAUCUUCUUCGCCUCGCCUCCAAACAUCCCAGUUUUUUUUUUUUUUUUUUUUUUUUUUUAAGACCUUUGCUAUUUUCCGUUUUCGUCUCUUUCUGUGCCUCACUGUGGAGCUACAUUUUCAACCUUGCCACCCCUGGAGUCCUUGCAGAUGUCUGGAGCCUGGCGGUGAAGCGGGUGCUUGCCAGCAGCCCAGAUGCAUUUGCGACUCUUUGCCUUUGUGAUGUCCUUGGUAUGUGAGGUGAUCAGGAUGGGGUCCAGCGUCACUCAGAAGCAAAGUGCUCCCAGAGACACAUCAGAGGACUGUCGGAGCUGUCUGGAGUGUUCACAUGACAAUGGCUGCGUACGUUGCCCAGAGCGACUCUUCCUGUUUCUGCAGAGGGACGGGAUGUCCCAUCAUGGAACUUGUCUCCACGCCUGCCCUGCUGGACAUUAUGGACAGAGAGGAAGGGACAUCAACCACUGCAUGAAGUGCAACUCUUUGGACUGUGAGCAUUGUUUCAGCCGAGACUUCUGCACCAAAUGUAAGCCCGGCUUCAAGCUGUACAAGGGAAAGUGUCUGACCCGCUGUCCAGAGGGAACCUUUGUUCACCAGACAGACUGUCUUGGGGAAUGUCCCCUGGCUCCACUGGGAGAAUGGAGCGAGUGGAGCGUCUGCAUCCGUGAUGGUGCCACCUGUGGUUUUAGGUGGGGAAAGCAGACCAGGAUCCGAGAGGGCGGCCAGCCGUUGAAAACACCUGAAGAGAAAGCAGCUUUGCUCUGCCCGCCACACAGAGAGAUGCAGAGAUGCAGGAUGAAGAAAAAAUGUCCCACAGAAAGAAGACAGAAUAAAAAAGGAGGACGUGGAAGGAAGAAGGAGAGAAAACGACUACGGUUCCUGGCCAGCAACAGUUCUGGUAACUCAGCAAACAGAACAUCACCCAUCAGCAAAGGCCAUGAAGAUCCCUGAUGAUGAGACGGACGUACAUUCACACACCUAGCACAUGUUGGAAAACCAGCCAGUGGAUGUAAAAAAUGUGACUGAAUCAUUUUCCAUCAUGCAACCUGAACACAUACAUGAGAAGAUUUUAUGACUUGCUGUGAACCAACUGCAGAUGAUGUUAUUUUUUUUGUAUUCCCAGUACAGAGAAUGGUAAUGUUUAACAACUAUGACAUCUAGUAGGAGUACAUCAGACUCAGAGUGGGGAAAAGCCUGAGUGCGUUAUAAGCCAAGGAAAUGACAAUGUUCUGAUAUGUAACAUAACCACUGGUCAUCAUCACUAUUUUGCAGUGGAUUGUAGAUCAGUAAAGUUAAACACAAUUCAAAAGAUCUUUUAAAAAAGUAGUUUGUGACUUUUUGUUCUCACUCCAUUUAUGAUAUAAACUGUAUUUAGCUAUGCUGCAGUGAUGGUCAGAUGAAGCUUCUGGAUUGUGAAAAAAUGGUUAAUUUCUUGAGGCCUUAAAUGCUCAGUUGUGCAAUCAUCUGAUUAGCUUUAAAUGUUAAAAAACUAUAUAAAUCUAGCACAAAAAGUGAGGAAAUUUGUAUUUGGUGGUUUAUUUCUUUGUUCUAACGAUGCUUCUCGGAAA
This is a messenger RNA of Melanotaenia boesemani (Boeseman's rainbowfish), 1760 nucleotides long. RefSeq names its product R-spondin 4 (gene rspo4). The transcript is spliced from 5 exons. The record is from RefSeq and is a predicted model, not a curated record. NCBI's taxonomy places the organism in Eukaryota, Metazoa, Chordata, Actinopteri, Atheriniformes, Melanotaeniidae. Bases 391 to 1143 code for a protein of 250 amino acids.